Messenger RNA from Rotaria sp. Silwood2, 429 nucleotides. The record is from the annotation of a GenBank genome assembly. Lineage: Eukaryota; Metazoa; Rotifera; Eurotatoria; Philodinida; Philodinidae.
AUGAUAUCAACUGUGUCGAAUACAACAUCAUUUUCUUCACUAUUCGAUCAUCAACAAUUUUCUCAAUAUCCAUCAGAUUUUACAACAGAAACAUUUCCUAUUCUUCGAACAUUAUUAAAAUAUCUUCUUGAACUUCUUAUUGAAAUUGGUCAUGAUCAAAGUGAAUUACAUAUGAAUGAUAAUCAACAACGUCUUGUACAAUAUUUAUCUGUCUUAAUACAUUUUACACGUUAUGCACCGGAAAAAUGUUUAUUAUCUGAAAAUGAAUAUUUACAUACAUUAUGUCCAUUAAUAUCACAUCCAAAAUUAACUGAAGAUCAUACAAUAAAUAAUGGCAAUAAAUUAUUAAUAUUUAUUUUAUUACAACAAUUAUUAACAGAAAAAAUCUUUUUAACAAAUAUAUUAACAUAUGAACAUGAUUUUAAAUAA